Molecule: messenger RNA, 860 nt
Organism: Drosophila sechellia
Lineage: Eukaryota; Metazoa; Arthropoda; Insecta; Diptera; Drosophilidae
Product: extensin
Exons: 2
Coding region: 70-780 (236 amino acids)
Source: RefSeq, a predicted model, not a curated record
AACAGGUCGAGCACAUCGAUCGAGAAGCUACCGCCCCAAAGAAACCGAACUUCAAAUCCUUCAAGCAAGAUGUGGCAACUGACAUGGGCCUUUGCAUUGGCUUUCCUGCUGGUGGGUGGAGAGGCAAAGCCCUCUCAUCUUCACUACAAUCACUUUGAUCCCCACCAUGUCAACCACUUUGACGGACAUCAUCUGAGCCACUUGGAUUCUCUGCAUGCUCUGCCGCACCACUUGGAUUACGCGGUGCAGGAAUCGGUCCUUCCUCCGCCAGCUCCUUUGCUUCCUGCGGUGGCUCCACCACCAGCAUUUGCUCCUCCACCACCAGUAUAUUCUCCUCCACCACCAGUUUAUGGACCUGCACCUCCUGCUCCUGUAUAUGCUCCACCACAACCUGUAUUUGCUCCAGCUCCACUGUUACCGGCUCCUGCUCCUCUAUUACCUGCUCCUGCACCAUUUUUGCCCGCUCCUGCACCUCUUCUUCCCGCUCCUGCACCACUUCUACCAGCACCUGCACCACUUUUACCAGCUCCAGCCUUCCUGCCAGCUCCUACUCCUCUUUUGCCCGAGUUCCAUGUGCCCAGUGUCACCCAUCAAGUGCUGCCGCCCGUCCUGGAGGCGGUUCCCUUUGCACCCACCUACCGUGCCAUUCCCGGACCGAAGACCACCACCCACCGCGUGUCCAUUGGCUACGCCUUUCCCAAGCUGCUGGCCACGCCACACGCCCAUCUGAAAGCCCUGCCCCUGAAGUUCGCCCAUCACCAUCAUCACUCUCUGUGGUGAUCAUCCCAAUCUUAGUGAUGAUGAAACCUCACCAAAGAGUAAUUAAAGUCAGCUAGGAAAUUUAAAGCGUUAAUCUACAA